This is a messenger RNA of Octodon degus (degu), 1225 nucleotides long. It is a transcript of the gene CUNH7orf57, whose product is annotated as chromosome unknown C7orf57 homolog. NCBI's taxonomy places the organism in Eukaryota, Metazoa, Chordata, Mammalia, Rodentia, Octodontidae. The transcript has 7 exons. The record is from RefSeq and is a predicted model, not a curated record. The coding region runs from base 174 to 1061 and encodes 295 amino acids.
CCCGCGCCAAACAAACGUGAGCCACCCGGACCCUGGCGAGCGGCUGAGCGGGGCGGCCGGGAGCGUCCCGUCCUGCGGCGCCCGAUCGCCGGCUGCAGACCCCGCUGCGCCCGCUGCGAGCGCGUCUGGGCAGGCCCGGGCCAGCGUCGCCGGGCCUUCCGCGGCGCCCAGUCAUGAGAAACACCAAGGAGGUGCCGGGCGCCGGGCACCGCUACGCCCCCUGCGACUGGUAUUACCACCUCCCAGCCAAGCGCUCUGAGAAGGCUGUGGGCACCCCGCCGACGUCCCAGAUCCCAGGGCUCAGCAACCUGGGGGACGCACAGGACCGGAACACGCUGGGGGCCCGGAGGUACUGGAUCAAGGACACGGACUCUGAGUACGUGAAGCUCGCCAAGCAGGGUGGCAGACCUGAUUUGCUGAAGCACCUUGCAUCUGGGAGCAGGAAGGGCUCCCCGGUGGCCUACGCCCUGCCGGACUGGUACACCCACCACAGCAAGCCGCCCACCGCCAGCCAGCGCCCGGUGCCUGCCGUGUCCAUGCCAGACUACAUGGUGUACGAAGAGUUCCACCCCAGCCAGGCCAACGGGAGCUACGAGUCCAGAAGGGGCCCCUUCGAUUUCGACAUGAAAACGGUUUGGCAGAGAGAGGCCGAAGAGCUUGAGGACAGAAAGAAGGUGCGGCUGCCAGCCAUUAACUCAAAGCAUCUAAGCAAAGUGGGUACGCCACUGGGCCCCAGAGACCCCGCUGGCAGCAGGCUGUCCUUCCCGCCCAUGCCGGGUCAGAAAACCAGUUCCCCAACCAACUUCUCCAAACUCAUCAGCAAUGGUUACAAGGAUGAGUGGUUACAGCAGCACCAGCGAGCCGAUUCUGAUAAGAAGACCCGAAAGGCAUCCAGGGCGUUGGUGUCAUCCCAGCCCACACAAGACGACAAGGGGCCCCAGGAUGCAAACUCACCACAGGACACAGAGUCUCCGCAGGACACCCAAGCUCCGGAAGUCUCCGACAGAGCUGAAGGGACAGAAGCCUCUCCGCCUACACCGACACCGGCAGAGCUGAAGUAAACCUGGUGUAACCUUCGGAUCACUGUCCCGGGAGCCCACGGCGAGCGGACUGUCACCGCUGCAUUUCCGCGGCCUUUGAUGAACAGAGCCCGUGAAGGAUCAAUGCACCGUGCCGCAGACUGGAUGUCACUAUGCGGGGCUGCGGUGGCGCCCGCCUCUCCUCC